GAUUACAAUUAAUUUGUUUAUUUUAUGUUAUUAGUUAUAUCAGCAUUUAUUACCAAUUUUGCAAUUUUUACCCCAGUAUAUUCUUUUAAUAAAUGUCAACAUUAUUAAGAAGUUAAAGAACGUUAUAUUAUCAAAAUGUCUUUACUCUUUCUAGAAGAUGAUCCAUGGCUCUUGGAGCAUGAUUCUUGCGAGAAAUUGCACAGAGAUAUCAUGGAACAGCUUACGAUUAGGCAAAAACACCCCCGAAAUACUGACAAGUAUUCUCAACUAUCAGCAAGCAUUCGAUUACGAUUAAAACAAUACAAUAAUGAAGUAAGCCAGUUGAAUCAAAAAUUAGAUGCUACCAGUAAAUCAAACAAUAUAACACCUGCAGAAAUUGAGAGAAGAACCAGGCAAAUAGAAAUCUUACAUUCUAAGGGAAUACAGAUACAGAAAAUGUUCGACGAACAGAUUGCCAUCAAAUCUUUAGAAGAAAGAAGAGAAUUAGUAGGCAUAGGCACGGCUAAUUUAGAAAUAUCUCCAAGUACCAGUUAUUCUAUCGGAGAUUUAAAAGAAACACAGAUACGAAUGUUAGGAGAGCAAGACGAGGGCCUCAACAAUUUGUCGAAAAUCAUUUCGAGGCAGAAGGAUAUAGCUCAUACAAUUUCUAAUGAAGUGGAUUAUCAUAAUGAAAUUUUGGAUGAUUUGGAUACGCAAAUCAUUCGAACAGAUGCAAACGUUAGGGAUGAAACGAGGCAUGUAAGUGUAGUUGAUAGAAAAGAUAAAACAUGUGCAUAUUGGAUUACAAUAAUUUUACUAUUCAUUAGCAUUAUAAUUGUCGUUAGUGUGUAAGUCAAGUUUAAUAUCAAAGCAUUUAUUUCGUUUAUAUUUCACGUAAUUGUAAACGUAUCAAACAUAUCUUUAUUAUAUAAUAAAUCUAAUUUGUUAAAGUUGUGUUAAUGGAACCCACAUUUGUCCAAUUUAAUGUUGCUUGAGCGUUUAAUAAUAUUUUUUCUUCAAUUUAUUGCCUAUUUUAUACAGGGAAAUUAAUGAAACUUAGGUAAUACUUUAUUUUAACAUUGUUAUUAACAAAAUGCUUUCGCAUGAUGCCAUUCAAACUCGCUUAUUACAAUAAAUAAAAAUAGAAUGUACAAAAAAUUACUUUAGUUCAUCUAAAAAGGGUACUCCAGCUAAGUUUCCAACAGAUGCUAAUGAUAGUUUCUGGCCUGCUUUCUUAAGAGCCUGCAAAUAAACAAUUUAAAAAUGUUAACUUAUUAAUAAUUUGUUAACUUACAUUUGCGACAUCACUGGUAGAAACAGAAUCUACUUGAGCCAAAAGUGCACUAGUACUUGUAACUUUUUGCGUCAAAAUAGCUUCUUGUCCAAUAGUUCUUACAAUAUCUGCCCCACUUUCAGCACUGAAGAGGAUCGAUGCUUUCAAUUGAUUUUUACCUGCACAAAAUUUAAAAAAUAGUACAUUGUAUUAUCACAGUUGCUUAUUAAAACGUACCUCUGGUGACAUCUUCAUCGGAGACUGUUCCACUCUUGAGUACUUUAACAGCGGUUUCUAGAGCACUUCUUGCCGACUUCGUCGGAACGGCCAGUAGAAGCCCAAAGAGACCUGUGUCAGAGUAACUCGCGUUUAUGGCUACGGAACUAACGUCAGGGCUAUUUCCAAGAGCCUUCCUGAAGACACCGCUGUCUGUAAUUCCGUGUUUAACCUGGGGGCCUCCUCCAAGGGCUCCUUGUAGUACAGCAAAAGCGAGAGCUUCCUUGCUGUUUUUGAGAGCAGCACCUUCUCCUGCUACAGCAAUAAAUGCUAGUUGACCACCUUUGUUCGAUCUGUAAAUAAUUAGAUGUUUAGUAAUUAAUAAAGAGAAGGAUUUUGAACAAACCUUAGUUCGCCUCCUUUGUAAGGAGAUGGGGUGUUAUCGCCUUCACCAUUUUCUAUUUUCAAAGAGUUAGCAAAAGACGUCAACUCCUUUUGACUGAUUCCUGAACCUACGACCGCCAUACGUCCGCUUUUGAAGUUUGAGCAAACGUAAUGUUGCAGAGUUUCGGACGAAAUUUUACCAAUUUGAGUUUUCGGAAUAAACAGAGAAUUACCCAAACCGCGUCCUCUAAAAGCAG
Phyllotreta striolata is the source of this 2109-nucleotide messenger RNA. Lineage: Eukaryota; Metazoa; Arthropoda; Insecta; Coleoptera; Chrysomelidae. The record is from the annotation of a GenBank genome assembly.